GACCGAGCGACCGGCCGACUCGGCGACGCGACCGACGCGACGGCGCGACCGACGACGACGACGACGACGGACGACGCGACGGCGGCGCUCGCGCGAUGGGCGCGCGCGCGAGGGGUGUCGUGGAACGACGACGCGCUGCGCGUGCGCGAGACGACGGCGCGCGCGACGACGGGGACGACGACGCGGAGAGGCGUGUUCGCGCGCGAAACGAUCGACGGCGCGACGCGGGAGACGAAAAACUUGAUCGUCGCGCCGCGCGACGCGAUGAUCGCGUGCGACGCGCGAGACGCGAGCGAGGACGCGAGGGUAAAGAUGAAGCCGACGGACGAGCUGGCGUUGAAAUUGCUGCGACACCGAUGCGCGGGAGCGAGCGAUGCGUUCGCGCCGUACGUCGCGUCGAUGCCCGCGCGGUAUAAUCUGCUGCAAACGUGGUCGGAGGAGGAGCGAGCGGCGCUGCAGGACGCGCGCGCCGAGACGACGGCGAAGCGCGCGAGCGAGGCGUUGCGGAAGGCGUUCGAGGACGUGAAGAAAGAGGUCGUGGACAUCGUCGGCGAAGACGAGCGAGAGGCGUUCGCGUUAUACGAGUGGGCGCGCGCGACCGUGAGUUCGCGCGCGGUCUCCGUGCCGUUUCACGAGGCGGGCGCGUUGUGUCCGAUGGGCGACAUGUUCAACUACGCGCCGCACGAUCCGCCCAUCUUGAUCGACGUCCUCGGCGCGCCGGCGUUCGGCGUGAACGAAGGAAACACGACGUCGGCGUCGUCAAGAGAGGUCGCGACGGACCCGAUACCGGGAGACGGGGCGUGGGACGAAGAAUCGAAAACGUUUGCGUUUCGCGCCGCGCGCCAGCCCGACGGCCGUCGGUCGAUAGCCGCGGAUGAGGAAAUUUUCGUGUGCUACGGCGAGUACACCAACCUGGAACUUCUCGAGUUUUACGGAUUCACGCUCGGACCGAACGAGAACCCUCAAGAUUACUACGCCCUGGACGUCCCCGUGGACGGCGCCGAGACCACGACGUCCCUGAAAGUCUUCGUCGGCGGCUUCGAUUGGGACGAUUUAGCCGACGCGCGCAUCGCGUUCGCGAAAAAGCGUUCGUCCGUGAGAAUGAACGAAAAAGAAAUGCGAGACGUCGCGCGCAGAGGUGGUGCGCUCGGUCGCGAUGCCGAGCGCGAAGCGUUCGCCGCGAUUCGAGACGCCGCCGCCGCGCGGCUGUUGAGCUUUCCGACGACGGCAAAAAGUGACGAGGAAACACUCCUUGGGUGGAAAGACGGAAGCGAAAACUUGAAGCUCGCCAUCACGUGGCGUCUGGGUAUCAAAAGAAUCCUGCAGGGCGCGUAUAAGCUCGCCGAGGCGCGCCGGGUCGAGAUGGAAGACGUCGCUACGAGCGCGGCGUUUGCGAAAAUCUCGCUCGCGCACGUGUCCACACCGCGCGAGCGACGGUGAGAUGCGCAGAACCUACUAGAAUGCAUAGCGCUUAGUAAUAGUGAAGCUUAG
Molecule: messenger RNA, 1491 nt
Organism: Ostreococcus lucimarinus CCE9901
Lineage: Eukaryota; Viridiplantae; Chlorophyta; Mamiellophyceae; Mamiellales; Bathycoccaceae
Exons: 1
Coding region: 313-1440 (375 amino acids)
Biological process (GO): peptidyl-lysine monomethylation
Molecular function (GO): protein-lysine N-methyltransferase activity
Source: RefSeq, a predicted model, not a curated record